UAGAAAUGCUAGAAUACUCGAGUUUCGUAUGAAGCAAAGUGCAUUUUGAAAUUAAUCAACAUUUUGCAGGUGUAACAAGGUAGUAUUAUAAAAACUUAUCGAAUUCACCUUAGCCGAAGGAGCCCCGCGUCUUCUCAUCAAAGAUAAAGUCGAAUAAUACAGCAUUUAAAAUAGCUAGCAGGUCAAGAAGAUACCGGAUAUUACCGCUAGAGUGUCAGUAAACCUACCUCUACCUACCUACAAAGAGGAAUAAUACAUGGUACACGAAUAAAAAUUUUAUCGAAUAUCUCCAUAUUUAUCGUCCCAGGAUGAAAUGAACCGCAGAGCGAUCAAUUAAACCGCCUUGUCAAAAUGUCUGAUCAACCAGACCCAGCGCCUGUGGACGCCUCCGACAACGACAAAACCGCCGCCGCCGGCAGCAACAUCGACUGUGACAGUGCUCCCGCGCCAUUACCCCCAAACGACACCCCCAACGAACCGGAAAAGGACCACACGAACCAUCAAGAAGCCACUGAUAGUGACAAAUGCGACGACAACGGCGAUCAAACAUCAAAUAAGUCGAGGGAACUCAAAUCGCUACUGGCCUCGUCCAAGGAAGCCAAUCUAAACACCAACAUAUCGCAUAAGCGCAAGAAAGAGCAGCUUCCCAAGCACCAGGCCGACGGCGAGCCGAGGAGGCCCGGUAAGCUGGCCGUCGAAGGUAAAAACUACAAGUUCCCCGUGACCGCGGAGGCCGAGCUGGGCGAUUCGAGCGAGUACCCGGGUAAGGCCCACGGCGAGUCGUUGACGCUCGGCAAGCGAAAAAGAGACAGCAUUAGUGAGAAUUCCAGUAACACGACGGAUACGGAAGAUUGCAAUAGGAGGAACAAAAAACUCACGCUCGGUGAUUUCGUGUCGUUUAAGCCGAACAAAGACAUUUUCUGUUGGCGUUGUCAUCGCGAAGGCGUGAAUAUCGUGUGCGAAACCUGUCCCCGAUCGUACCAUCAGAAAUGCUUGAAGCAAACGAUAACGGACACCUCGCAUUGGCCUUGUCCCGAGUGCGUGGCCAUUUUGAAAGCCGAAAGUACCCAAACGAGGUCCACCGCUAUGAAAGAAAUGACGUUAGAGCAUCUGUGUAGCUUACUGAAGUUUGCCGCUAAUCGUAUGAUCCAAUGUCAUGGGAGCGAACCUUUCUUGCAUCCCGUCAGCGAUAAGGAAUUUCCCGAAUACAAGAAAUACAUUAUCCAGCCGAUGGAUUUGACGAUGCUCGAGAAAAAUAUUAAGGACAAUCUGUAUGGUAGUACUCAAGCGUUCGAAGCCGACGCGAAAUGGUUGUUACACAAUAGUAUAAUAUUUAAUUCUUAUCGAUCGAAAUUAACGUCUGCAGCGAAAACGAUGAUUAAGAUAUGCAAGCAGGAAAUGAUGGAAAUCGAAAAUUGUCCCAGUUGUUAUUUGAAAGCGAACACUAAAAAGUCUACGUGGUUUGUGCAAGUUUGUCCAAAACCCCACAUUUUGGUGUGGGCUAAACUUAAAGGAUUCCCUUACUGGCCCGCCAAGGCGAUGUCCAUAAGUCCCAACGGCAUGGUCGAUGUGAGGUUCUUCGGGGCCCACGACAGGGCCUGGGUCCACUACAAGGACUGUUAUUUGUAUUCGAAAAAAGACCCGAACACCUUCAAGCAAAAGCGCUACGACAUCGAAAAAUGCGUAGAGGAACUGGACAUUUACAUCGACAACCUGAAAAAGGAGUACGGCGAGUUCCGCUACGCCCCGUUUCGAACGCCCCUCAGUUCGGAGAACAUGCACCAGCAACUCGUCAUAUUCCUGCCCAACUACAAGGCGGUGCAGGCGCGUCGGCGGUCGUUUCGCGAAUCGAUCGACGCCAAAUCGGAGGAGAGCGACAUCGAAACCGUUUCCAAGGACGAGGACAAAUCGGAUUCGGAGGAGUCGAGAUCGAACACGAACAGCCCCAUACGGGACAACGAUACCACGAUGGAGGGCUACGGGACGGACGACGACGUAUCGUCGGAUUUGGAUCACGAUAGCAGGAAAUCGCAGCAGGAGAAGAAGCGUUCGAAGUUCAGGAAAACCGAAGACGACGAUGAUGUCGAUAACGAGAACGAAGACGACGAUGAUACGCAAGUGGCUUCGAAUAUAUCUGUGGAGAAAGCUUUGAUUAGAGGCAAUGUAAGGACGAGAGGGGGCUUCAACAAUGCUACAGGUAAAAUAAGAGUUCUUCAAAUGAAGGCGCUUUUAGACGACACAUCGUCGCCCAAUGAGAAGCAACGGGCUCGCAGAAACAGCGAUUUAAGCGUCAAAAGCGAUUCCAGUCGCGUGUCGAAUUACUCGGAUAAAAUCAGCCGGAUUAACAUAGUGGAAAACGUGGAAAUAACGCUCGGUAACGAAGACGUGGGCUGCUUGAUAUCCGAGACGUUGAACGGCGACAAUCCGAAAUCGGAAGGCGAUAUCAAGAUAAAGCCGGUGCAGGUGGAAGUCGAAAAUGCCGAGUUUUCGAUAUCGCCCAAUCGAGUGAAAAUCGCCGAUCAAUUGAUAAAGAAACUGCGAGACGAGAACGCGGAAAAAGUAACAAAAUCUCUGAUGGACGUCGAUAACGAAGAGGUUUCUCAAAUCAACGGUAAAACCGAUGAUGACGAUGAACCGAAAGAAAAUUUUAAGCAAAAAUUAAAAAACGCCUACUUGACAAUCUUACCGGAACUUCCCUCUCUACCGACAGAAUCUCAAGCUUCGACUAGCGUUGAUGAGAAUUGCGUUUCGGAGGAGGAAUCGCCUUCCGAUCUACACCGAAAGGAAGAGAUUAACAGCAAAAAUCCAGUAGACGAUAUUAAAAACGACGAGGCAAGUUCUGAUACAUCAAUCCACGAAUCUUCCGAAGAAUCGUUGCCGAACGAGCCGGUGACUUCAUCGAGCAAAGAGGACGAAUCUCCUAAACCUAAACCCGUUCAAUUAAUCGAGCUGUCGUUCGAUGAAAACAACACAUCGAUACCCGAAAGUAUUUCGGAGAAAAUUAGAAAUUUGGAAAGCGGCGAACUCAGCAUUUCCAGGACUAAAUCUGUAAGAAGCGCCGUGGAGAAGCCGAGAGUGAUUCAAUCGAAAGAGACGAAUUUGAAAUCCUCGAAGGAUGCCGAAGAUUGCGAAGAAGAGUCUCACGAGCACGACGCGAGCGAUAAAGAUGCUAAUAAAAAGAAAGAAGAAUCGAGCGAAGGGAAGAGGGCGUUGGAAACGAAAAGGAAAAGAUCUACUGAUGGAACUCUACCGGAUAAAAUCAAGAAACUUGAGAGUUCCGAACUCAGCAUCUCCACUGUUACCACAAAAACAGUUUCCGAAAAAGAUAAUAGUAUAAAAGAAAACAGCAAUAAACAUAACAAGAAUGAAAAGGAUCGUACAGUAAAUAUAUUCGAGGAUUUAGAUGACGAUGAAGAAACCGGCAUAGUCGAUAACGUAGCUCUCGACAAAGGCAGCAUAAUAGACGUUAUUCAUUCGUCUCUUAAAUACCCCGAAAAAGAUAAAGAAACUAAUAAUAAAGACAAAAACGAAGGAAACGCUUCGAAGAAGCGAAAGUUAUUAUCAGAUAAAUUAAACAGUCCGGCGAAGCUCGUGAAAUUAGUCUCGAUCGAAAGUAUAUUGGGCAACAAAGACAACGAUAAAGACCAUUCCGAAGCCAUGAUAGCGCCCGAAAAUAUAAAAAGCGAACCGGAAAGCGAAGAGGAAAACGCCAACGACGAAGCUCAAAUGGAGGAGAAAAGGAAAUACCUUUUCGCCUUGAAUAUACACGAAAAAAGUUUGGUAUCGGAGAAGAAGGAGAAAGAAACGAAUCAAAUUAGAACGAGGUCGAAGGCCGAAGAACAAAGGGAAAAGUCGAAAGUCGACAAUCUCAGUCGCGUUAUCGACGAAGUGGCGAUGAACUGCUCGUCAGAAGCUCCCCAGAAGAAAUUGGAGCGGAGAAAGAGCCGAUCCGGCCCGCCCGAAGGCGAAAUCUACGUGAAAUCCUUCGCCAAAAUCCCGACGCCGCCGCCGCCGCCGCCUCACGCCAAGCAACGCGCCCGAAAGAGCUUCCCCACGCCGCUCUACGUCAAGCAGCCGCUCAAACCCCAGCUGGCCAAAAAAGAUCUGUCCGCUUUCAGAAAGGACGCGGCGACGCCGCGGAACUUGGCGCCCGCCCCCGAGAAAGACGUCGGCGCGACGCCCAACGGCGGCGCCAAGGCGUUCCCGUCGCCGCCGCCUCUCGUCGCGACCGGUAGCGUUCAAACCGGCGCCGAGAAAGGCGCCCAACCGUCGACGUUUACGGCGGUCAGAGCCGUCGGUUUGGGGCCCGCUGCGACCGGGGGGCUCCAGCAAUCGGUCGCCUUGGGGCACGUUAUUCUCAUGUCGGCGCCCACCGUCAACUACGGCUCUACUUUGAACAGCUCCGCUUUGAACGUGGUAUCUCAUCAAAAUUCAUCAUUAACCACAACCACCGCCACUUUGAUUCCUCAAACACAAAAGUCCGUUCUCAAAGCUAAUGCGUUGAAUAAAACUCUCAAUGUAAAAACGUCUCAAAAUUAUAUACCACACGAGGAUGCGGAAAAUUCGGGAAGCUCGUCGCCUUCGGUCAUUAUUAACUCCAACAGUCAAAAUUCGAACGAGCCAUCGAAUAAACAGAAAUCUCAAGAACCCUCCGUAACGUCCACGAACAGCAACAUCGACUCCACCGGUGCUACUUCGAAACCCACCAACAACAGUAUUAACAACACGAACAACAACAACAACAACUCGACGCAGCCGGUCAUCGAGCAAGAGGACGAAUUCUCCAUUCUCAACGGGCUGAUACCGGAGAGCGUCAGCCGCGCCGUCAGCGAACUUCUGCUGCGACCGCCUCCUCGACUGAGGCCUCGACCGCCGGGCAUCGUCAGCCAAUCGUUCGAGGAAACCGUGCCGAGCAGCGCCGGCGACGUCACCGCUAAAGUCAACUCCAUAGCUCACAGGAUGACCGAUUAUUUCCGAGGCAUGCUGAUUGAAACGUUGGAGGAUAUCGGCAAAACGCCGAGUCCCGAAGCUAAGAUUACGUCGCUUCAAUUGGAAAUCGAAGCGUUGAAGCACCGGCACAAUUUGGAGAUGACGGAGAUGCGGAAGAACAUGUGUACGAUCCUCAAAGACAUUCAAAGGAGCAUCGUGGAGGAGAAGGAGAAGAUUGUGGAGGAGACGAGGGCGGCCUGCGAGGUGGAGACCAUAAAACGGGUGGAAUCGGCGAAAUUGAAGCAAUGGUGCGCCAGUUGUUCGAAAGAAGCCCAAUUCUACUGUUGUUGGAAUACGAGCUACUGCGACUAUCCCUGCCAACAGAAACAUUGGCCCAAUCACGCGGGGAAAUGCACUCAGAACAUUGAAAAAGGCGCCGCCGGAUCGGGCGCUGUGCCUCUACUACCGCCUUGUACCAUAGGACAACCCAUACUCCUGAGACCGGCCCUGGCCAGGCCUAAACCGAUGGGGAUGGAUGUGUGUCGACGGUGGGACGAUAAAACGAUCAGAAAAAACGAAUUGUGUGACGCGCGCGUGCAAAAAUGUAAUAGAAUGAGGGAGGAAGAAGCCGGACAGUUCAGCAUAGACCAGCCUGGAAGUGAGGAACAACUGCGGGAUAUUAAGUUAGAACGUAAGAGAAAACUGGCGAGGGAGUGCUCUAGAAGAUACCGUGAUAAAAAACGACUUUGUGCUAAAAAUAAUACAUCUAAAUAAAUAAGUUUAAAUGAUUUAUUGUUAGUAUUAAUUCGUACCGCAUUCCUAGUUGGUUGUCCUAGCGUGGAGAAUUGGCAUAGCUCGAGGAGAUAAACAUUUUAUUUUAUAAAAUUACCCCCAUUUAAGUAAUUGUGUUGCUAGUAAAACAAUAA
Molecule: messenger RNA, 5855 nt
Organism: Phyllotreta striolata
Lineage: Eukaryota; Metazoa; Arthropoda; Insecta; Coleoptera; Chrysomelidae
Source: the annotation of a GenBank genome assembly